AUGAGUCAUCCACACGGUACAUUAGAAGUUACAAUUGUCGAAGGUCGUCACCUCAAAGACGAAGAUAUUGUAGGUAAAAAUGAUGCUUAUGUGGAGCUUUAUCUCGACAAAGAUUACAAGCAGCGAACGACUACUGUUCAUAAUUCGAAUAAUCCAACCUGGAACGAAAAAUUUAUUUUUCAUUUACAAAAGCAUGAUGAUGAUUUACAUAUUCAUAUCUAUGAUGAUGACGUAGUUGGUCGCGAUUCAAUUGGCUCUGCAAAAAUCGAUUUGAAGAAACAUGUCUUCAACAAAGGACGUUAUGACGAAUGGGUCAAGUUACCAGCGAUGCUCGGCCUUCGUUCUAAAGGUGAAAUUCAUGUCAUCAUCGAACAUCAUCCGUAA
Molecule: messenger RNA, 384 nt
Organism: Adineta ricciae
Lineage: Eukaryota; Metazoa; Rotifera; Eurotatoria; Adinetida; Adinetidae
Source: the annotation of a GenBank genome assembly